This is a messenger RNA of Eucalyptus grandis, 1626 nucleotides long. RefSeq lists its product as uncharacterized. The record is from RefSeq and is a predicted model, not a curated record. Gene Ontology annotation, biological process: regulation of transcription by RNA polymerase II. NCBI's taxonomy places the organism in Eukaryota, Viridiplantae, Streptophyta, Magnoliopsida, Myrtales, Myrtaceae. Bases 105 to 1466 code for a protein of 453 amino acids. Gene Ontology annotation, cellular component: piccolo histone acetyltransferase complex. The transcript is spliced from 12 exons.
UGGGAGUUGCCGGCGAACUCGGCGGAGCUGAUUGGCCGCCGGCCGUGGCCGAGGCGCCGAGCUGAAGCGCGCGCGCUCGCGCCCGCGUCGGGGAGGAGGAGAAGAUGAGCAGGCUCUCGUUCCGGCCCCGGCCGCUCGACAUCCACAAGAAGCUCCCCAUCGUGAAAUCCGUCAAGGAUUUCGAGGACGAGGACACGCCCACGACGUCCGCCACGCGCAGCUCCCAGCUGUCGCGGCUCUCUUCUAACAUCGACUUCGAUAACCACGUCAGCACCAGCAACGAGGUGAAUCCGGUCCCCAGCAGCAAGAAGGCUGCUUCUGAGAUACCUACUCCUGAGUAUGUGGUUGUCGAUACGUACGAAAGGGAUUACUCGCGCACCUUCAGCCAACCGACGUCUUAUUUGCGUGGAAGGGGAGCGAGGGCUGAGAUUGGAGAAUUUGUUGAGUAUGACUUGGACAAUGAAGAUGAGGACUGGCUUCACGAAUUUAACGAGGAAAGAAAGAUUUUGUCACCGGAAAGGUUCGAAAGUCUUCUCUUCCGCUUUGAGGUAUUGGAUCAUAAGGCUAGGGAAAGAGCUGGAAUCUUAACAACUACAUUAGGUUCAGCAAUUCCCGUGCUCUUGCAACUUGAUGCUGCUACUGAGGCUUUCCAGGCUCAGUCAAUUAAAUAUUCAGUUUUCCAGUCUGUUUUUUCUUAUUGGAAAGAGAAGCGUGAACGGUGGCAAAAACCUGUAUUGCGGCGUCUCCAGCCUCCCCCGCCAGUUAAUGACACCAAUCCUUACAAUGUCUUUAGACCUAGGGAGAAAACCCACAGACUUCACACAAGAAGGAUGCAACGGAGAGAAAAUAAUGUGCAGUCAUUUGAAAAGCUUCGUCAGGUCCGGCGUAACCUUGAACAAGCAAAGAUAAUUAUGGAGGCUUUAAUUAAGAGAGAAGAGACGAAAAGAGAAGCAAUGGAUACGGAAGUAUGCCUCCAGAGGCUUCAGAUGAAAUAUAAGCAUGAAAUGGAGCUAGUGGAUGAUAGCUUGGCUCUCCCUGGAUUUCCACCUGUCUCUUCCAAGUUUGGUUCGACUGAGGAAGAGUUCGUGGACUCUGAUGAAAUUGCUAACUUUCGUCCUCGAUCACGGUCUUCAGCAACACAGAGUCUACCUUAUUCAAACUCCAACUUUGUUUCGGCUCCUCCGGGCAGCAUCAGACAAGAGUCGAGACGGCGACCUGUGCCCAAUACAUGGCUGCAUAAGAUGGAUCCUCUUGAGCCAAUUCUGCUGUUCACAAAACCUUUAGUUCCUGAGAAGUUGGCAGCCGCCGGCAUUGUACCACCGGCCAACUUGUCGAAAAAUUUUACUACCCCACCCGUCAAUAAGUUCCGUGGAAGAGUAGGACGAGGGGGUCGGAUAAUAUUUGACAGGUGGAACCCUCUUUUGCAUUCUCCAAUCGACUUUGGCAACUCUUCUUAUGUACCAUAACUGCAACCUUUCGAUUUGUAGUUAGCACUGAGAUCUGUUAUUAGCAUAAUCACUCCAAAAGUGAUUCAUUCAGAUUGGAAGUGUAUAUCCUGGGUGUAGUGGGACGGAUGAUAGUUUCCAGCAAUGCUCCACUUUGAUUCCUUUGUGCUGCCUUUACCUG